AUGUCUCGCGCUAUUCUCGUCACCGGCGCCACUGGCAAGCAGGGCGGCGCCGUCAUCGCCGCGCUGCUCGCGCAAAAGGCAAGCUUUCAAAUGCUCGCCCUCACGCGCGAUUCCUCGUCCGCGUCCGCGCGGCGACUGGCCUCCCAAUCUCCCAACAUCACCCUCAUCGAAGGUAAUCUGGACGACGCAAGGUCCGUUUUCGAAAAGGCCAAAAAGGCCACGUCCGCCCCGAUCUGGGGCGUCUUCAGCGUCCAGUCGCCGCCCAUGAACAAGACCGGUCCGACCAUUGAGGAGAAGCAGGGCAGGGACCUCGUCGACGCGGCCCUCGCCAACAACGUCUCGCACUUUGUCUACUCGUCCGUCGACCGCCACGGCGCCAAAUCGGCCACCAACCCGACCGACAUCCCCCACUUCAUCAGCAAGCACAACAUUGAGCAGCACCUCAUGCGCAAGGCGGCCGGCACGUCCAUGCGCUGGACCAUUCUGCGGCCCGUCGCGUUCAUGGACAACUUUGACGGCAGCCUCGUCAGCCGCGUCUUCGCGACGUGCUGGAAGCAGUUCCUCCCCUCGCGGCCCCUGCAGCUCGUCGCCACGGCGGACAUUGGCGUCUUUGCCGCCAAGGCGUUUGCGGACCCGGCCGCGUGGAGCGGCAGGGGCAUCUCGCUGGCGGGCGACGAGCUGACGUUUGAGCAGAUGUCGGCCGUCUUCAGGCAGAAGACGGGCGCGGAGGCGCCGCUGAGCUGGGGCGUGCUGGCGAGGAUGGCGCUGUGGGCGUCGAGGGAGAUGAGCACCAUGUUUGCGUUUUUCGAGGACGAGGGGUACGGUGCGGAUAUUGAGGAGGUGCGCAAGCUGCACCCGGAGCUGAAGACGAUGGGCGCCUGGCUGGAGAGCUCGGUGUUUGUCAAGAAGGCUUAG
Molecule: messenger RNA, 915 nt
Organism: Akanthomyces muscarius
Lineage: Eukaryota; Fungi; Ascomycota; Sordariomycetes; Hypocreales; Cordycipitaceae
Exons: 2
Coding region: 1-915 (304 amino acids)
Source: RefSeq, a predicted model, not a curated record